Molecule: messenger RNA, 1930 nt
Organism: Hippoglossus stenolepis (Pacific halibut)
Lineage: Eukaryota; Metazoa; Chordata; Actinopteri; Pleuronectiformes; Pleuronectidae
Exons: 11
Coding region: 92-1780 (562 amino acids)
Source: RefSeq, a predicted model, not a curated record
UUGUAAAAGAGGAAGAGGCAUGAAAAGCACCUGACUGAACACAACAGCAGCAGAGAGUGUGACAGUGUGAGCUGUAGGUAAACUGGGAGUGAUGGGAGCGGCCGGGAUCUCAUGGAGAACAACUAUGACUGUCAUCAUCACAGCAUCACAAAUCCCAGCUCUGAUCAGUGUCAGAACCACAGCCGUGACCGGUGUGGAGGGUCAGACGUUCAACUUCACAUGUGAAUACCCACAGAGCUGGCAGGGCAACGCCAAGUACCUCUGCCGUGAGGACGACAAUGACAAUCACCUGAUACGCACAGAUAGACACAACCAGUGGGAAACAAAGGGACGCUUCUCCCUGUACGACAACACCACUGCAGCCUUCUUCCUGGUCCAAGUGGACAGACUGGUCCCAGAGGACAGUGGGACAUACUGGUGUGGGGUGGACGUCAGCUUACAACCGGAUCAUAUCAGUGUCAUACAGCUGAAUGUCUCUCGGGCAGCAAAGCCUCCAAAAAAUCUGACUCAUCACAUAUCCACAAUACCCACAGACGUCAAAGUGGACAAGCUCAACAUGUCACUGUUCCUGACUGCAGCGAUGUGUGUGGCAGCCAUACUGUUUGUGUGUCUGUUCACACUGUGUCUCCUGUGCGCUGUUAAACACCAGAGAUCAGGCCCACGCCAGAACAGAGAGACAUCAGCGGACUAUGAGACAAUGACGCCUGGUGAGGGAACUGAACCUGAACCCCGCUGCACCUGUUCACCUUCGGACUGUGCUGCUCCCUCAGCUCCACCGCCGCCACCUCCUGACCUCUGCCCCCACUUCACGUCAAAGCACCGGGAAUCCGCUGUCACUCUCGGCGAAUAUGCUGAAGUGGAUGUACGAGGCCACGUCUGCCAGUACCAACAUCUGGAUCUCAGCCAGUUGGAGGAUCAUGUUUAUCACAGGCUCUGUGGUCCCAAAGAUGGACCCAUGCAGAUGAACUUGAGACAGGUGGGAGAUGGGAGGGAUGCUGCGUUGCUUCUCACAUGUUCUAAGUGGUUUCAGAGAUUCUGGAAGACUGAAGCUAUAUCUGUAGAAGGAGAGCUGGGGGGAGACGUCACAAUUCAAUGCUCUCACGUUUUAGCAUCUGACAACGUCAAAUAUUUCUGCAAGGACCCUUGUAAGGAUGAAGACGUCCUAAUAAGAAGCAGCCAAAUCAGUACAGGCAAAUACAGUAUCAUAGAUGAAGGAAGCACGUUCAACGUGACCAUCUCUCGUCUGACAGAGGGCGACGCAGGGAAAUACUGGUGUGGAAUAGACAGAGUUGUUAAGGACACGUACAAAGAAGUCGUCCUCACAGUCUUAAAGGGAAAAACACAGGACCCUGAAGAGGACUUUUCACAAUCAACUGUAGGUGAAGCAUUUACUACAAAUGCAACACUUCCUGCAUUUACUACAAAUGCAACACUUCCUGCAUUUACUACAACUGCAGCACAUCCUAAUAAGUCAGAGUCUGGAGGGAAGCUGGUGUACAUCGGAGCAGGUCUCGGGGGGGUUGUGCUGGCUCUGGCGUUGGUGCUGCUGAUAUUCUUCAAACAUCGAAACAAAGAAAUCAGCACAACCUCUGGAAAGCACCAGAACACUGAGUAUGCAUCGCCGUCCAGUCAGAGUGGAAACGGCCACAGCAGCAGGGACCAAUCAGAUGACUUGUUCUACUCCACUGUGAACUUCAACACACAUCGCCCUGCAGAGGUCACAUACUCCACCAUCACACACAUCCCAACGGAUGAAUCAGACUUGUAUUGUAACCUCUAAACUCAGUUCUGAAUAUGUUCACAGUCAUGUGCAGUAACAAUACGUGCUGUAAAUACCCACCGCUUGCAGAGAUAUAUAUUGUGACAAGGAGAAAAAAAUAUUUAGAAAUGCUUUUUAAUUUAACCACAAUAAAAUAAAAGAUAAUAGAGA